Messenger RNA from Trichomycterus rosablanca, 618 nucleotides. Its product is annotated as troponin I, slow skeletal muscle-like. NCBI's taxonomy places the organism in Eukaryota, Metazoa, Chordata, Actinopteri, Siluriformes, Trichomycteridae. The transcript has 6 exons. Gene Ontology annotation, cellular component: troponin complex. Gene Ontology annotation, biological process: skeletal muscle contraction; cardiac muscle contraction. The record is from RefSeq and is a predicted model, not a curated record. The coding region runs from base 114 to 569 and encodes 151 amino acids.
AAUAUAGUAAUAAUAAAUUGUUUUACAUAUUACAAAUCCCACAGAGAAAACCAAAGAUUAGUUCAGCUCGUCGGCUUGGGUUGAAGAUCAAGUUGCUGUACACAGCCCAGGAGAUGCUGGCAGUUGAGAAGGAAGAUAAGAAAAAAGAGAGAGAGACUGUCCUGAGCGAGAGGGUCCCACCCCUUAAACUCUCGGGUCUGUCUGUCCAGGAACUGCAGGAUCUCUGCAGGGAUUUACAUCAUAAGAUUGAUGUUAUUGAUGAGGAGCGCUAUGACAUUGGAGUUAAAGUGGGCAAAAAUGACAAAGAGAUUGAGGAGAUGAACCUGAAAAUCAUUGAGCUGAGGGGUAAAAUGAAAAGGCCUGCCCUGAAAAGAGUAAGGAUCUCAGCUGAGGCCAUGCUGAGUGUGCUGCUUGGCUCCAAACUUAAAGAGUCUAUUGACUUCAAGGCUAAUCUUAAGACGGUGAAGAAAGAGGAGGAGAAGAAAGAGGAGGUGACUGACUGGCGUAAGAAUGUGGAGGCCAUGUCUGGUAUGGAGGGCAGGAAAAAGCUGUUUGAUGCUGGUCAAUAAAAGAUUGUUAAUUCUGCACAUGGCUGCACUGUUUUACUGAAGAGGACUG